Molecule: messenger RNA, 1145 nt
Organism: Thamnophis sirtalis
Lineage: Eukaryota; Metazoa; Chordata; Lepidosauria; Squamata; Natricidae
Product: kelch-like protein 9
Molecular function (GO): protein binding
Source: RefSeq, a predicted model, not a curated record
CCUCCUUCCCGAAGGGGGAACUAGGGGGAGCCCCUGACCUUUCACUCUUCCAACUCCAGGUGUUCAGGUACGACCCUUGCCUCAACACCUGGCUGCAGCUGGCCAGCAUGCUGGUGCCCAGGACCCGCUUCUACGCAGGGGUGCUGAACGAGCGGCUGGUGGCCGUGGGGGGCGGAGCAGCGCUGGGGAUGCCAAUCGACACGGCCGAGGAGUACCGCCUUGCCAAGAAUGCCUGGUGGCCCCUCCCGCCCUUCCCGGUGCCGGUGGCUGACCAUGCGGGGGCAACGCACGGAGGCAUCUUGUACAUCUCAGGGGGCUUCGCGGAGGGCCAGACUUUGAGCACCAUGUACAGCUACCUCUCCCGCCUGCGCUGCUGGGUCAGGAACCGGCCGAUGGCCUUUGCCCGCUGCGACCACGGCAUGGCGGCGGUGGGAGACCGCAUCUUCUGCCUGGGAGGAAGAGCUCUGGCCCAGGGCCAGGAGUGGGUCCCUGUGAGCGAGGCAGAGUACUAUUGCCCCAACACCGAUCAAUGGGCCCAGCUCCGCCUGCCGGCCGUCGACCUCUGCCACUUCGGCCUCACCACCAGCCAGCUUCAGCUGUACGUCACAGGCGGAGGGUCUCUGCGGCGGAGGAGCAAAGAGGAGGGCGUCUGGGUCUGCCACCCCAGCAGGGGAACCUGGUUAAAGGUGGGCUGCCUGCCCCGGGCUCUGGCCGAUCACGCCUGCUGCUUCGUUCACUUGCCGCCCGGGAUUGCAAGCCCAGGAGAAGCCGAGAGAGGGGGGCCUUUGGACGGCGGGAAAUAGCUGGAUCAAAGCAGGUUGGGUUUCUCCUGGGGUGUCCAGGGAAACGAACUGGCGGCGCAUCUGUCCCAUGGCCCCCCACCCUGGGGAAAUGCAGCCUUCCUUCGCAGAAUGAAAACUGGGCGUAUCUACUCACCUGAAAGAGCUGCCAGUCCUCGGAUGGGGUCCUUACUGGCCAACACCUGUUCACAGCCAACCUGGAAUAACAGACGUGCCCAGGCUCAAUCUCACAACGCCCCCUCCCCAUCGAAAGCAGUUGAGCACAUCUGCAUCACCCCCCCUUCCCAAGCAGAAAUCAAGUGUGGCUACCUGCCGGCUGACCCAAUAUAACCUAUUUCGGUUUCA